GUCCAGUUCAAGGUCAAAGAGAGGAAAGGUACGCAGGGGCUCAAGCUCCAAAGUCUGGUCUGAAAUCGGUGUACGUACUCGACGUUACAGAAGCUAGAAGCAUGGGGCCGACGACAAACGCGAACAGCCAGCCUCUGUUGGUUGGCCUGCAGUCUCAUGCCCGGCUCAGGGAUUUGUCGUCGGAAGAGGUGGAGGAGUACUUGUCGCAUGAGCCAAUCGCUUGCGGAAGCUGGCCGCGGCUCAUUGCCUGGGAGUCCAGGUUCCUCUGGUGCCUUUCCGGGGCUUCCAUCGUCGUGCAGAUUUUCAACUUCAUGCUCAGUUUGGUAACCCAGAUGUUUACUGGGCAUCUGGGUGCCGUGCAGCUGGCCGGAGCGGCGAUUGCCAAUGUCGGGAUUCAAGGUUUUGCUUAUGGUAUCAUGUUGGGGAUGGCUAGUGCUGUGCAAACUGUGUGUGGCCAAGCUUAUGGAGCAAAGAAGUACGCAUCCAUGGGCAUCAUUUGCCAGAAAGCCAUCGUUUUGCAUUUGGGAGCAGCCUUCUUACUGUCAUUUCUCUAUUUCUUCUCGGGCGACUUCCUUCGAGCCAUCGGCCAGUCAGACGAAAUAUCAGCAGAAGGCCAAGUGUUCGCGCGUGGAUUGAUCCCUCAACUUUGGGCAUUCGCGCUGAAUUGUCCAAUGCAGAGGUUCCUUCAAGCUCAAAAUAUUGUCAACCCCUUAGCCUACAUAGCUGUAGGGGUUUUCCUCUUACAUAUGCUCCUCACAUGGCUGAUUAUUUUUGUAUUCAAGUGUGGCCUUCUGGGAGCAUCUCUUACCUUGAGUUUCUCUUGGUGGCUCCUUGUCAUCCUUACUGGGCUUUAUAUAAUCUUUAACCCAUCUUGCAAGCACACAUGGACUGGGUUCUCUAGAAAGGCCUUCAAGGGGUUAUGGUCCUACUUCAAGCUAACAGUUGCAUCUGCUAUCAUGCUGGUCUUGGAGAUAUGGUACAACCAGGGAAUUGUACUUAUAUCAGGCCUCCUCCCUAAUCCUACACUCUCACUGGACUCUAUUUCUAUUUGCAUGAACUACUUAACUUGGGACAUGAUGUUUAUGUUGGGUCUCAGUGCAGCAGCCAGUGUUCGCGUCGGUAAUGAGCUUGGGGCCGGUCAUCCGAAGGUCACCAAGUUAUCAGUAUUUGUCGUCAAUGCAACCAGCAUCACCAUCAGUGUGAUCUUCUCUGUAUUCGUUUUGCUAUGUCGCACUGCAUUAAGCAAGCUUUUCACUUCUAGUGAUGAAGUUAUUAGUGCAGUUAAGAGCUUGACUCCAUUGCUUGCAAUCUCAGUACUACUCAACGGCAUUCAGCCCAUUCUCUCAGGUGUGGCUGUUGGAAGCGGAUGGCAAGCCCUAGUGGCCUAUGUUAACCUCAGCACUUACUACGUUAUAGGUCUUCCUAUUGGUUGUGUUCUUGGAUUCAAAUUGGGCAUGGGAGUAAAUGGGAUUUGGUGGGGAAUGAUUUUGGGAGUUGGUCUACAGACAAUAACCCUCAUCAUCCUAACUGCCAGAACAAAUUGGAAUAAGGAGGUUGACAAAGCUGCUGAGCGCAUAAAGAGAUCAACUGAUGAAGAAACUCUAAGCUUAGUGGAAAGCGUUGCCUGAUCGUUCCUGGCUUGAAGAAAAUUUUCAUAGGAUGCAAUUAGCCCUCUUUUCUUGCACAAAUAUGAAAUGAGGUGCAGUUAGUUUUGAAGAUCAGCCGUUUGAACUUCCAAGCAUCAACAGAAAAUCACUUUAGCAAAAGCAAUCUGAUUAUGGAAGAGUAGUUGCUGCCAUCGUUGGAGAUUCUUUUUGUUUCCUCCUCUCCAACGCAUUGUAGUGAUGUAGAAACAAAUUCUCUGAUUAAUAUGCAAUUUACUAUUAAAAUUAUAAAAUAUAUUAUCUUAGCUUCUGUUUCUGCCUCCGGUUGAAAUUGUCCAUUAAAGGUUGUAGACAAUUGGCCCUUAUUGCUGCUUCUUGGUUGUGGGCCAUUUCUUUCAGUUGCAAGAAAGAGUUGUCAUUUGUAUCAAGCGGCAGACUGGUUACUGGUUAGCUCGUAAAGCUCUUAACAGUCGAGAGUGUAAUAGUGAAUUCAGGUUUAGUGAUGCAUAUGUAAGGGGAAGAGCUACCCCCAGAUUUGUGUAGCUCAUCUUUUUCUAUCAGAAAAAAAAAAAGAAUUGUCAUUUGCAUA
Messenger RNA from Nelumbo nucifera (sacred lotus), 2193 nucleotides. Its product is annotated as protein DETOXIFICATION 41-like. Gene Ontology annotation, molecular function: xenobiotic transmembrane transporter activity; antiporter activity. The record is from RefSeq and is a predicted model, not a curated record. Gene Ontology annotation, cellular component: membrane. NCBI's taxonomy places the organism in Eukaryota, Viridiplantae, Streptophyta, Magnoliopsida, Proteales, Nelumbonaceae. Gene Ontology annotation, biological process: xenobiotic detoxification by transmembrane export across the plasma membrane.